Phymastichus coffea is the source of this 5117-nucleotide messenger RNA. RefSeq names its product trafficking protein particle complex subunit 8 (gene l(3)76BDm). The record is from RefSeq and is a predicted model, not a curated record. Gene Ontology annotation, molecular function: protein binding. NCBI's taxonomy places the organism in Eukaryota, Metazoa, Arthropoda, Insecta, Hymenoptera, Eulophidae. The coding region runs from base 344 to 4648 and encodes 1434 amino acids. Gene Ontology annotation, cellular component: TRAPPIII protein complex; phagophore assembly site; cytoplasmic vesicle. Gene Ontology annotation, biological process: endoplasmic reticulum to Golgi vesicle-mediated transport; protein localization to phagophore assembly site. The transcript is spliced from 10 exons.
UAGAUGAUUAUAGCUAGAUGUCGCCAAUCGCACAUAUACAUCAUCGACAACCACACAUCCUCAUAUUUGUCUUAUCACGUUAAUGCAGUGAUGUGCAUGCGUCUACUGCUGUACGGCAUUCUCCCAUACAUAAUCAGUUGUUAAACACCCGUAGCUAUCUAUGCGCAAUAUCACUCGUUGUGAUAAGAUUCUUUAUACGCCCAACUAGUUAAAAUGCUCUGUAAUUAGCUGCAGGUGUUAUUGGUGAUGAUGAUUAUUCAUAAGAAUUAUAGACGAAAAUAAACAACAGCCUUUUCAACGCGUAUCUUCAAGUCGUGAGUGAGGUUACUGCAAAAGAUCAAUCAUGGCUCAAUGCAAGUUAACCCCACGGGAAUUUAUCAUCAAUGCUUUUUCACCGCAAGUGGCGGCUGUUUGUACGCCCAAUGCCGAGGCUACUUGUCAGAAGAAUAAUUUGACGUUCAUUGAAUUGCUGCAGCCUUUUUGUAGACUUAAUGCAGAAGGUUAUAUAAAAGAUCCCCAAGGAACAACUGUAGCAAUUCGAUCACUGCAAAUAUCUAUCAAGGAUGUAAACUAUUCUCCUCCAGAGCCAAAUUUAGCUAGAAAAUUAUUCAAUGAAUCUGUUACCUCUAUGUAUAGUGAGCGUACCCAUGUUGUUAGAACUGGAAGUAUAGAUUUAGAUAUACCAAUAUCUGUUCCUUGGUUUGAGGCUUGGAGGGACACUUUUCUAAAUGUUCAAUUUCCAUCAGACCAUGAGUUUACAAAACACUUUAUUGCUUGCAUGAUAGUAGUCUCUACAGCAGAUGAAAAUCCACUUGAGAGAGUUCAGCAAAUGGGUGCUCAACUAAAUUUGAGUAUGCCAGGAAAAUUACCAAAAUGGUUUAAUAACAAUUCUCUUAGGUAUUAUAUUUUGAUACAUGAUGCUCUUCAGGAUGACAAGAAAAAAGCAGAAGAUAUUUUUGCUGAAAUGAAAAAUAUAUAUGGAUCCAAUAAUUGUUUUUUCUUACAAAUAAAUUCAAGGCCAUUUUAUAUGUCAGAAAAUAAUACUCAUUUACCAGAUCCCUGGAGCCAAUUUAUCGUCAAACAUCCUGAUUUAACAGGUACUAGUGAUCAGGAUAAUUCACCCCGUACUCCAGCAGAUACUAUGGGUGUUUCUUCUAUGCCUAAUGCUGUGACUACUGAACAAGAAAAAUCGACUAGUCAAGCUGGGACACCAGUUGCACCUAGAAAUUUUCCAUUGCUGACUCCAGACAAAAAUGAAAUCCUCAGUAUCACUUCGGAAUUGUCUAAUUCCCAAAUACAACUCGAGGUCGGUCAAGAAGCAGUGUCGGCUACAACAGCUACAACUUUUCAUCCUUUAAGCCCAGAAAAUGAAUUGCCUACAAACUUCAAUAACAUGGACAAUGUGAGUCAAAGUUUGAAUGCCACCUCUCCAAUAAAUGUGAAUGUUUGGGCUGACACUCCAACACAUGUAGCUCCUCAACAUGGUGCUAGACUUUCAACAGAAGAUCUAGAAAGAUUAAAGUUAAUGAUGUCUGAAUUUUGCUUAAAAAGUUUGUUACCUUAUGUUGAAAGACAAAUACAUUUAUUGAAUGAUCUCAUUUCUAAUAAAAAGGGUGUAAGUAGAUCGUUAUUUAGUGCAACAAAACGCUGGUUUGGAACUAGCAAACCAGGAGUAUCUGGAUCUGUUCCAGCCAAUGCUGUUAUAUAUACUUCAGAAUCUCCAGAACUACAAUUAAGAAGAAUGGGUGAUCUUUGUUUUAUGUUUGGCCAUUAUUCACUGGCCUAUCAUGCAUAUCAUAAUGCAAAACGAGAUUUUGCAGCUGAUCAAGCUUGGAUGUAUUAUGCAGGUGCUUUAGAAAUGGCCGCCUUGAGUGCUUUUAUGAUGGACGAAAUGAUUAGAAAAACAAUUGAAUACAUGGACGAUGCUAUAACAACUUAUUUGAAUACUUGUAAAAUGCCAUCAUUCGCAACAAGAGCAACUCUUUUAAGCGCCGAGUGUUUGAAAAAUCGAGGAUUGUAUGGAGAAGCAGCUAAGCAAUUAAUAAGAAUGACAAGCGAAGAUUCUGAUUUACGUUCAGCAUUAUUAUUAGAACAGGCUGCAUAUUGCUUUAUUUCCCCAAAAAUGGUGAGAAAAUAUGCGUUCCACGCGGUUCUAGCUGGUCAUCGUUUUUCCAAAGCUGGACAAAAGAAACAUUCCUUACGUUGCUAUAAACAAGCAUAUCAGGUAUAUCAUGAUAAAGGGUGGUCAUUAGCAGAAGAUCAUAUUCAUUUUACAAUUGGUAGGCAAGCUGCAGCUUUGAAACAAAUACCAGAGGCUGUUAAAUUCUUUGAAAAGUUAUUAAGUGCGUCAAGUAAACAACCUGCUCUUCAACAAGCAGCAUUUUUAAGAGAAUUUUUAUAUAUUCACAGUCUGCUGGCUCAAGAAUCAAAAAUGUCUGCGACAUCUCUUCCUGCGUUACCUCUACCUUUAAUUGAAGAUAAUCAGAUUAAAGUACUAUUAGGACCUGUAAUCAAACCAGGCAAUAAUAUUGAAUUAGUAAGUCAAAUAUUGUCUUUUAGUCAAGACGCUGAUGAUGUCAGAUGGUCGAAACUUGAAGAAAUUCUGUUAUCAAAAGCGCGAGGAACACCACCUAUGAUUUUUAAACCAACCGUAACGAUUUAUACUAAUACUAGUGACAAUUCUACAAGACCAAAUGCAGUUAUUAAUGAACCAAUCUAUUUAUGUGUAACACUAUCCAAUCCUCUAUUGAUACCACUACCGCUUUCUAAUUUGAAGUUGCUUUGGUCAUUUGAAGACGAAAAAAAUAUUAUAAGCAAUGAAAUGUCUGAAGAGUGUGAAGAAAAUUUGGUCGAAACAUUAAAGAUUGAUAGUGUUACUCUCCAACCUGCGUCUAAGCAAACCGUCGUUUUAGCUCUUAAACCUAAAAGGAUAGGACAAUUGAAGGUUUUAGGUUUAGGAUAUGACCUUUCAAACCCAGUGCAAACACCAGAGCAAUUGUCUACAAACCCUACAACUUUCGUUUCUGGCAAACGUAUAUUUCAAAUUCAGGGUCCUAAAUUGAAAAAUGCUAAAGAAAAACCUGGAAUUUCUCUAUAUGGUGCGGAUUGGAGACUCGAUAUAAAUAUUGUCGAUAGAGGACCAUUUAUGCAGAUAACUAUGACAGCGCUUUCACCAGAGAUGCUCUGUGGUGAACUCCAAUGUAUGGAAGUAGUUUUGAAAAAUAUUGGUAACGCGCCUCUGAAAAAUAUUCAUCUUGGUUCGACAAAUCCAAAAUUAUUUGCGCUUGAAAAUCAGGAACAGGACUUUCAAACAGGGUACAAAAAGAAGAAUGAUGAACUUGUAACUAAAAUCAUACUACCUCCUGAUAAAAAUAACACAUUAAACGUCGGUGACUAUUUCAAAAUGAAUCUUUGGGUUUGUGCUCCACACGCAAAAGGAAAUCAUCGAUUAGAUUUGCUAUUCUAUUAUGAAAAUUCCGAACCAAAAAAUAUAUUGAAGUAUAGACUGAGUCGGCAUAGUUGGCAUUUGACAGUUUUAGGUUCUAUAAAUUGGAGUGCGAUGGCUCGUAGAAGUGCAAUAAGUGAAAACAACUUUUCAUUGUUGAAUUUAUUUUUACAAGUUAAAAAUUCAAAUCAAGUUCACGAUCCUUUUAUGAAUGAAAUAGAGUUAGUAAAUAUAGCUUUCCAAAGUGAUUCUUGGACACUAAUGAGUAGAAAUAAUACUUAUAAUGACGUCAAAGUACAGCCUCAAGAAAUGGUACAUUUCUUGUUAAAACUUUCAAAGAGAAACCCAGAUAGUCCCAUAUUUUCUAAUGUUUGUUUAUCUACAAACACACUAGACUCAGCAAGCAAUAUACCGUAUCAGAAUUUUAUAAAAAAACGUCACAUAACUCCUUUAGAUGCUAAUGAUACUCAAAGUGAUAUUCAACAAUCAAAACCGCAAGUUGACGAUCCAAUUGCUUUCACAAUGAAGCUGGAUUCGACAGUAAUACUCAGGUGGAAAGCCAAAGUAACUGAAGGUGGUGCGGUUAUUCGUAACGCAGUUGGACAACAUUACAUUGAUUUAAAUUAUUUGAAUAAAUCGUACAACCAUCCUCCAAAAAAAAUAAUUGAACCAAUCGAGUACUCCGGGCAGCUUAAAAUUUUUGGACCUGACAUUAAUAUACCAGAUGCUCAAGCUCUUAACAAAAAAGAGCAGUACUCAGAAUUGGAAUGUCAGAAAAAUUUGAUUUGGUUUUACUUGCAGCAUUCCAAGGAAGUAAUGCAUAACUUUGCUCAAAGUCGUAUAUGUGCCGUACCUGUCAUUAUGAUUAUGCAAAAUAAUUCGCAAUCUGAUGUUGAUGUUCGAGUAAAUACCAUUGGAACCAGCAGUCAAAAUACUUUGCCAAAUAUUAAAACCCAUCUCCAUUCAUCGCAAGCUUUGACAUCAUUCCGUUAUGCUGGUCAAACGUCAUUUGUGCGUCGAUUGGAACCGUGCAGCCGACAAGAAAUUAAAUUACAAGCCAUUCUUUCUGCCCCAGGAAGCUAUGAUUUAUCAUCUAGAAUAGAAAUCUCUUCCAAAAUUGUGAAUAAAAUAAAUUAUGUAAUGCAGAAAUGGAAAAUGGAAAGCGUGUGCAUUGUUAGUAACAGUUCGAUAUCAACGGAUUGAAACGUUUUUGAAAUGUUUUCAAGAAGAUGGCUUAUGAUUAUCGAGUAUUAAUUAAAAUGUGUGUAAUAAGCAAAUAAGUUUUGAAAGAACUCAUAUAAUAAACCGAUAUUUAUAUUACAUAUAGGCACGAGGAAGUAAUAUCAUUUGGAGUUAAGUAUGUAUCAUACACGUAGUGUAGUGCCUUACAAUAUCAUGUAAAUUCCUGAGAUAUAGGUAAGUUUUUAUCAUGCGCUGGGAUUCAAUCCUGCAAGGUGCUUCAAUUUAAAUUAUAAUUACAAACUGUAAAUUUCUCACUAUUUAGAAAAAGCCAUUAACACGAAAACAUUUGUAUGAAUGAUGAACUAUUAAUUUUUUGUAAUGUUACGGUGUAAGUAUGUACCUCUAGUAAUAUUUUGUAGUUAAUAAAGAAUAUUAUUGUAUAUAUGUUUGAAAGACUUAUCGUACACAAACGAAUGAUUUUGUAUGUACU